AUGUCGAACAGCAUCGACAACCCAAGUCACGACAUUGUUGUCGACCAGACUCCUGCUGCUCGACCGCAAAUGGCCGCCAACUUCUCCGAUAUCUCCACCAAGACGGACAAGCAUGACGGCGAUUCGUCGCUCUCAAAGAUCGAGUCCAAGACUACUGCUACCGACUACGGCUCGGCCCACCCGCCCAUUUCCGAUGCCGCUCUCCAGCAAGUCCGUUUGCGCCGUGCAUUGGGCGAGCGCACCAUCCAGAUGAUCGCUCUUGCAGGCACCAUCGGCACUGGUCUCUUUCUCGGUUCAGGCAGGGCACUCGCAAAGGCCGGUCCUCUUUCCAUCCUCAUCUCGUACUCGAUCGUCGGCGCCAUCGUAUACCUCACCAUGAUCGCCCUGGGUGAGAUGUCGACCCUCAUUCCAGCUUCGGGUGCCUUCGGUGUCUUCAGCACCCGAUUCGUCGACCCGGCAUUCGGCUUCUCGGUCAAUCUCAACUACGCCAUCAACGAUGCCGUCAGCGUGGCUGGCGACUUGACCGCUUGCCAGAUUCUCCUUCAGUUCUGGGUCUCGAACGAUGUCUUCCCCGGCUGGGCUCUCUCGCUCAUCUUCCUCACUUUCCUCAUCUCGGUCAACGUCAUCUCGGUUCGUGGCUACGCCGAGCUCGAGUAUCUCCUCUCGCUCCUCAAGAUCUGCACCAUCAUUAUCUUCAUCAUCUGCGGUAUCAUCGUUAACGCUGGUGUCAACGACACCAACUCGUACCUCGGUUUCAAGUACUGGACCAUCGGUGACGCUCCCUUCGUCAACGGCUUCCCCGGCUGGGUCUCGUCCUUUGUCACCGCUGCAUUCGCCUUUGGCGGUGUCGAGUCGCUCACCGUCACCGCUGGAGAGACGCGCAAUCCCGCCAAGACCAUCCCCAAGACCAUUCGCAAUGUCUUCUGGCGUAUCAUCAUCUUUUAUGUCCUCGCCCUCUUCAUCAUCGGUAUCGACAUCCCCUACAACACCCCUGGUCUCAAGACCAAGAAUGCCGCCACUUCGCCUUUCACGCUUGUUUUCCAGCAGCUCGGCUCGAACGUGGCCGCUAGCUUUAUGAAUGCCGUCGUCAUGACUUCAGCUCUCUCCGCAGGUAACCACGCUCUCUACGCAGGAACUCGUGUGCUCUACGGUAUGGCUGUCAAUGGUCAGGCGCCCAAGAUCUUCGCCACCGUGUCCAAGAGCAGCCGUGUUCCGUGGGUCGCCCUCGCCUGCAUUGCCAGCGUUUCUGGUCUCUGCUUCGGCUCCAGCUAUAUCGGCGCCGGUGACCUCUGGAACUGGCUCCAGAACCUCGUCGGUGUCAGCAAUCAGGUCGCCUGGGCCUCCAUUGGCUUCUCCUCAAUUCGCUUCCACAAGGCCAUCAAGAAGCAAGGCAAGGAGUCGCUGCUCGUCUACAAGAACUGGACCCAGCCUUGGGGCCCCUACGUCGUCGUCAUUGGCUCUGUGCUCAUGAUCCUCGUCCAGGGCUGGACCGCCUUCACGCCCUUCAGCGUCUCCGACUUCUUCUCGUACUAUAUCGAGAUCGGAUUCUUCGCAGUCGCCUAUCUCGGAUGGAAGCUGUGGAACAAGACCAAGAUGGUGCCCAUCGAGGAGAUGGAUCUCUACACCGACACGUUGCAGUACGAGAAGGACCUCAGGAGGAAGCGCCGCGACCUCAUCAAGGAGGGCGCUGGCGACAAGCUGCCCGUGCUGCUCGAAGACGAAGAAGAGCAGGAGGAGGAAGAACGAGAGGAGGCGCACCAGGAGGAGGUGCAAGUCGACAAGAAGCAAAAGUACAAGGCCAUCGCUGGCAGGGCUUCUCAGUACCUCUGCUUCUAA
This is a messenger RNA of Kalmanozyma brasiliensis GHG001, 1836 nucleotides long. Its product is annotated as Amino acid permease/ SLC12A domain protein. The record is from RefSeq and is a predicted model, not a curated record. Gene Ontology annotation, cellular component: membrane. The coding region runs from base 1 to 1836 and encodes 611 amino acids. NCBI's taxonomy places the organism in Eukaryota, Fungi, Basidiomycota, Ustilaginomycetes, Ustilaginales. Gene Ontology annotation, molecular function: amino acid transmembrane transporter activity. The transcript has a single exon. Gene Ontology annotation, biological process: amino acid transmembrane transport.